Molecule: messenger RNA, 13601 nt
Organism: Bicyclus anynana (squinting bush brown)
Lineage: Eukaryota; Metazoa; Arthropoda; Insecta; Lepidoptera; Nymphalidae
Gene: Ras85D
Product: GTPase HRas
Exons: 2
Coding region: 331-906 (191 amino acids)
Biological process (GO): epidermal growth factor receptor signaling pathway; Ras protein signal transduction
Cellular component (GO): plasma membrane
Molecular function (GO): GDP binding; GTP binding; GTPase activity
Source: RefSeq, a predicted model, not a curated record
AACUUUGAAAAUGAUUGAAUUAUUAAUGUCACGUGUGACUUUUGACUUUAAAGAUUUGUGACGUGAGAAAAACAUCCUUAGUCUGUGGAAAAGGGUGAGUGAACUGCCUCAUUGUUAUUUAUUGCAUUUUGACUCUAAUAAUACAUUAAUUAGCCGAUUUACUACUGUACCAGACAGUGAGUGCAAUAACAUACAUUACGAGUCGUGACAGCCAUGCCGAUGUGAGUAAUCCCGAAGGUGUGGCGCGGUGCUCGGGCGUUGUUUUAGUGGAGAUUCUUUUCGAGUGACGUUCGUGUGUUACGAAAAAUAUUGUUCCUAUCCCGUCGCAAGAUGACCGAGUACAAGUUAGUGGUGGUAGGGGCCGGUGGCGUCGGCAAAUCGGCAUUGACUAUACAGCUCAUACAGAAUCAUUUCGUGGACGAAUACGAUCCUACGAUCGAGGAUUCGUAUAGGAAGCAGGUGGUGAUAGACGGUGAGACCUGUCUCCUCGAUAUCCUGGACACGGCUGGCCAGGAGGAGUACUCCGCGAUGAGAGACCAGUACAUGCGGACGGGGGAGGGCUUCCUCCUCGUGUUUGCAGUGAACAGUGCCAAGAGUUUCGAAGACAUCAGCUCCUACCGGGAGCAGAUAAAGAGGGUGAAGGACGCUGAGGAGGUGCCCAUGGUGCUUGUUGGCAACAAGUGCGACUUGCAGGCCUGGGCAGUGGAUAUGACAGCGGCUAGAGAAGUGGCGCGAAGCUACGGGGUGCCAUUCGUUGAGACGUCAGCGAAGACCCGCAUGGGGGUCGACGAUGCCUUCUACACGCUGGUCAGAGAGAUACGCAAAGACAAGGAGAGUCGGGGCAAACGGUAUAGGAGAGGGAAGAAACUCGGCUCCCAACGUACAUUUAAGUGCACGCUUAUAUAAGUUAAGCUAGCAAAUACUAAGGUGACUAAAAAUUAAGCACAUCUUAAUUAAUUCACUUUAGGUACAUAUAAAUGAUAUAAAACUUUUUUUUAUAAAAGUCUUUAUUGCACAAUAAAUAUACAAUGACAUAAGAAAACACAAAAGAAAAAUAAAAUGCACAAAGACAGUCUUAUUGCUAAAACCAAUCACCUGACAACCUUCAAUAAAAUAUUUAUUCAGCUAGCAGAUCCACAGUUUUACCCUCAAAUUUCCAGUUCUGUGGGGAUACAGGAAUAAAAUAAAGCCUAUGUGACUAAUAAUGUUGAUUUCCAGCUGUGAAAGAAUUUUGUAAAGAUUAGCGCUUGAGGCGUGAAAUAUUGUCUAGUAUAAUUCAAACAUACAACUAGUCCUUAAUUUCGAUAUGCAAGCACAAAAAACUACGUAUCACUACGUAAACUUAAUAAACAUCUAAGUGAAUAAGACUUUAACAGGACUAGAUUUUUAGGGUUCCCUCACACGGGCCAUCGGCCACAACCACAAAACGCCGCUUCCGGCAUAUUUCCUGUAGUUUUCAUACAUUUUAUAUGGACUCGCCGCACACGGUUGACGCCGGUGGCCGCCACACGCUACAAUCGUCGCUGCUCGUUUCUUGUGGCCCGCACCGGCCACAAAACGCCGCCACAUGCCACUCGCGCGAUUAUGAUACUGCAUGUAUGGGUUAAAAAGUAGCAGCCACCGACCACAAGUGGCUGUCGCGCGCUUCAGCUACUUUAGUAGCCCCUUGCUUCUUGUAGCGACGUUUGUGGCUGUCGCGUAUAUUUUUUCUUUAUUUUUUAUUCUCUACAAGUUAGCCCCUGACUACAAUUACACCUGAUGGUAAGUGAUGAUGCAAUCUAAGAUGGAAGCGGGCUAACUUGUUAGGAGUCAGGAGGAUGAAAAUCCACACCCCUUUUGGUUUCUACACGACAUCGCACCGGAACGGUAAAUCGCUUGGCGGUACGUCUUUGCCGAUGUAUGUUUGCUUUGUAUGGAACGUGUGCGGCGACACUUAUAUUAUGCUUGGGUAAUAUGCACCUGUUUUUGGAAUCACUUGUGCUCUUAUUUCAUUUUUGAGAAUGAUAUCACUACGGCUAUGUUGUGUGGUUUAGUUGAGACGAUAAUUCUUUUUGUCAAUUCUUGGAUAGUACCAGUUUGUUAAGGUGUGCUUAAGUUUUAUGUGUUUAUGUUUGGGGGAAUGUUUUAUUGAACAUCAGAUUAUAUUUCAACUACAGGAGCUGUAUAGCUCAUAAAGUUGUUGCAGACCGACACUAGUACAUAAACUGUAGGCUCAAGAAAUAUGAAGCCAAAAAGACAUUUUGUCCACCAAUAGCAAAAGCAUCAAAAAUAUCACUCUCUUAUUUGUCCCAUUACAAGGAAAUAUAUGAGUGUUCAACUUCUUUCGUUUAGGCUGCUAUUGGUUGACUAAAUGUAUUUUUCUCUUCAAAUACUACAUCUUAUAGGCUAUACAGACUACUUUAGUAUUUUAGUCGAGUACAAACAAUAUUUGGAUUUACUGUCCAAAAAUUGUUUGUACUAAACUAAAAUACUAAAGUUAUCCGAACUAGCCUUUAGUCCUACUGGGAAGAUUAAUAAAGUUUUAACAGUGUUUGGAUCUCUUGCAGUAUAUGUGGCAGUAUGCAAUGAUCUUUUGACAUAACUUAAUACGCAAGAGGUAUUAUUUAGCACUGUCCUUGAGUUAAAAAGAAUAAUUUAUAUCAUUUUACACUAGAUCUAUCUCCCUUAAUUAAAUCAUAAAUAACCUGUAUAAAAGAAGCCUUACUUACAAACUAAGGCAGUUAAGGCAGUUUUGCCAUAUCUUCUAAAUAUGAUCAAUAUUCCCAUUCCCCUCCAACUAGUCGCGAAAAACUGUGUUAGGAGUGGGUACGACAAUAGACCAACGGGGCGGGGAUUGAACCACCACCCCGCUGUGAUGAGUCCAACCGCUCUUACCGUUAAGCUAUUGAGGUUCAAUUAAACUAAGUAUAUCACUUUUACACACUUGCAUAAAAUUUACACCAAAUAAUGAUUGAAUGUAAUGCCUGUUUUUAUUCAAUACAAUAUUUAAUUUCACAAAAUAUUUAGAAACCUGAAAAUCUGAAAUUGGGGGAUUUUGAGAUCUUUAUUUUUAUUAAAACCACCUUGGUAGUUCAAUGUGAACUGGUGGGUUGUCAAUCCACAUUAAUUUCAAGCGCAGUAGCUAAAUAUUACCAAUUUGUGGUUUCUUCUUAUGAAUCAUUAUUACAAUUUCAUAAAUUGUUAACAUUAAAUUUAAAAUAUGGUUAAAAGUCACUUGAUUAUUGUCGUUAAUCGGAGUACCGACUAGUUACUAGGGCCGCCCCCCUCACAACGCGCGUUCCACGAAUAUGCUCAUGACUAAGUGCCUCGUAUGUAUUCGAAACUGGUCAGGCCAUUACAGUAAUCACGUGAUUUUCAGCCAUUUACAUUCAAUAUUAUGAAUAACACUCACGAUAGCUUAAAUUCUAAUUCUAAAAAAGUUAUUGGAUCAUUAUUACUAAUUAUUAUGACUUUUACAUCACAAUAACUAAAUAUUGAUAAUAAUUACAAAAAGAAUUUUACAUAAUAGUCUUAAUUGUUAUUAUAAAUUUAAAUUACUUACUUUAUAAAUGAAAGCAAUGCUUAUUACUACCUUUAAAAUCUUUAUAAAUAUAACUAGGGCAACGACGAUUAUUAAUAAUUGUUAAAGAAUUAAAGCCACUCAUUCAUUUGGCAAUCAUUUGAUUUAAAACUUCUGCAACUUGAAAUGGAUUUCUAACUUAACAAUGUUGGAAAAGGAUCUACUUUUUGAAUGAAAUUUGUUAAUUAAAUAAGAACCGAAUACUUUUUUCCAACUCCAGAUUACUGUUAUAAGUUACCAUAGUCAAAGUCUCUUUAUCCUAAACAAAUUGUAAAGGAUUUGUUCUAAAAAAUUUUAAUCAAAUCAAAUUGAGAACCUCAUCCUUUUUGAAGUUGGUUAAAAAUAAAUUAUAAUGCGUAAAUCCUUAAAAUGAAUCUUCGUUACGCCCAUAAUUAAAUUAAAAUAAAAUAUUAUUGGGCAUAUCAAUUAUUCAAUGAACCUCUAAGUCUGUCGAGUAAGGAUCAUGGUACAGUAAAGAUGCUUAACAUGUAUCAAUAUUUCAAUGUGCAAUAUUUGGACAACAAAGAUCAUGGGAACCCCAUCAGAACGGAUAACAUUAAAUUGAUAGGUUAUAUGAGCUAUUGGCUAAAAAGUGGUUUAUGGCGCAUUAAAAUUAAUCUAUUACCCUAAUAUAUUCUAGUUUGUAGGACUAUCACCUUUGAUGAUAGUGUUGUGAACUCAUUUGUUGCCCAGUGAAUGUGUGGCUUAAAUCUCCAACAAUGACGACAAUUCUAAAUAAUAUUAAGGAAACUCACUGCUUGAAUAAUUUAAAUUACAAUGGAGCUUAUGUUUAAAAAAUAUCCCAGGUCUUGUGAGCCGGGUUAAACCUACACCCGGUUCAAAUGUCCCAGGGUCUAUUUCUUUGUCAUACUUAUCCAAUGGACAUGGCACCUACACAAUGAAUCCAUGGAAUGCUACGAUAUUCCAAUUAAUGUUUAAACAUCUUUAUUGUAAUUUAAAUUAUUCUCAAAUCGUCUACGCCCCAAAAUAAUAAAUGAUAAUAUUAAUCAUAGUUCUUUCUCUAUGUAUAAAGUUUGACAGAAUUAUUUUCGCAUAUUUUUAUACUAAAUUAAAAUGUGGGUACUUUCAAAUUAUUAGACUUAAGCUUCUGCUAUUUACUGGAUUAUAGCUAGAUAGCAAUAUAUCAAUUCUAGGGCUGUUGAAUACUUUUAAUUAAUGUGUAUUAUGAUAAAAUUGUGGCUAUAACGGACCAUAGGCCAAAUGAUCUGACAACAGUUUCAGUCAAAUGUACUCUUUUCCAAUUAUAUUGACAUUGGGUUAAAUUGCUUAAUAUCUAAUGGCUAAUCUCUAGUCAAUUUAUUAGAUCUAGUUUGACUAAUUUUAAACCCGAAAUUUCUUAAUACCUAAUGUUUUUAACACCUGGGAUUUGAAGACUAAAUUGUGUGGGGCACUUAUCGGUUUAAGCCUUAUCAACCCAUAUUCGGCUCACUGCUGAGCUCGAGUCUCCUCUCAGUAUGAGAGGGGUUGGGCCAGGUUAAGCCGUUUACCAUUAAUAAAUAAUUUAAUACAUGUAUAUUACCUAUUUUCUUUAAUAAUAAUUUAAUAGGCAUGAGAGAAAGUUCAGUUGUUUUUGGACAAUCGCCGCAUGCGUCGAUCCUUACUAAGAAAUCUAAUCUUGCUGAAACUGGUUUGAACCAUAAGAUUAUAUGAUUGAUUAGUAUUAUAGAUACGCAUUUCUUUGUAUUGUUGUCAAUUGCUUUUAUCUUAUAAUACGAUCAACAUGAUUGAGUAAAAACACUCGGACUUGAGAUUAUUUACUUAGUUAUUCACCAUAAUAUCAAAAACAAAAGAAAUAGAAACAUAUGAGAUCAGAGUGCCUAGUGGGAGUUUCAAUGUUUUCAUACUGUGACGAUCGCUUAAACGUAAACGCGAAUUUAUUAGGAAUUGAAACAGUUGUGCAGCAUUGCCACUAGAUGGCGCUGUUUCAAUUCCUUAGAAAUUCUGGUUUACGGUUACACGAUAGUCACAGUAUGAAAACAUUGAAAAUUGUCAGAGCUAUCACUAUUUGUCAGUUUUUAAACCAUUUGUCAGAUCAUUAACACUAAACUGUCUACAGAUCUUACAUCUGUGGUCUAUGUAAGCUUAUACAUCGUCUAUUUGAUAAGUGGGUGUUAAAGAAAUUAACGUCACUUAGGGUGAUAAAACUUGUUACUUAUGCAGUCAUUGACCUCUGACACAAAGGUCAUGGCCAAGCAGAAAAUGAGCUGUAUCUAUUCCCACAGGUAGUUAAAUGUUAGCCUAAUCAAUUAUGCCUCAAUAGCACACGAUUAAAGAGCUAGAAUCAAUUUGAGGGGUCUAAUGUUUGAUUAUCUCUCUAUGGACUAAUACGCUAGGUGUUCGUUCUUAGAAACAUACAAAAUGUUUUCGGAGUAAUACUUCUUUAACCACUUGGGGAGAAAGUUGGUGAAUGCGUUACGAAAAGUGUAAUCGGAGGCUCUUUAGUUGCGUGCUGCCAUCUAACACAGGCACAGUAAACAGUGUUUGUUAUUUCAAACUACCAGUAGAUGGCGUUCUCAGAGAACUUUGAAACAAUCUGUUUUUGUAAACUGCAAGAACCUGUUGCGAUGCAGUUAUGCCUGAGGCUCAGAGAUGGCGCUUUGUUUUUUUUAUUUUUUAAAGAAGUUUCUAGACGUGUGGUCUAAACAUUUCCCUUCACUUUAGUCGGAAAUAGUAUCUUUAGUGAGUAGGACAAUGGUCCAGCGUUGAGUCGAACUUCUUUACCUUAGACCUAUUAAAGAUUAUUUCCCUAAGAAUACUUAUUACAGAUCUAUUAAAAUUGUAUAAGUUUUAUAUUUUAUUAUAAUUAUGUGGUAAAUAUUAUCUGUCAAUCAGACAGAUCUGACCAUGCUAGCAGUAUGUACUCGUAUGAUUUAGGGUCUCUUAAUUUAAAAUUUUCCCUUUGAAGUGGGAUAAAUAUACUUAGCGAUAGAUGUGUUCUAGGAAUGAAGUUUUGUAAAAGAACAGUGUGCCUAGUGGGAGUUUUCAAUGUUUUCAUACUGUUACUAUCGCGUUAACGUUAACGCGAAUUUAUAUCAGUUGUGCAGUAGUACCACUAGAUGGCCCUGUUUCAAUUUCUUGGAAAUUCGCGUUUACGUUAACGUGAUCUUCACAGUAUCAAACUGCCACUACGCCCUCUGAUGUUUUUUACAGGUGAUUUUUUUUAAAUACCUUAUUACAAUAAUGGAUAAUGUAUUCUUACCACCUUGUAUUACAAAAUUAAUCGUUUAGUAGGAUUUGUUUUGAGAUUUUCUAUUAUUUUACAUAUGAUAUUUUUAGUGCGAACAUGAUUUUGUAUUCUCUAUAACAUUUAUUAACUGAAAUCCUACAUAAAUAUAUAACGCAUGUUUAAUUAAGUAAUUAUGUUAUAUAAAUAUGCUUUUCAAUAUAUAAAAUUAUUUUGGUUUGAGUAUAAAUGCUUGCAAUAAAAUGGAAGGUUGCCGAUUUGUUACCGGUGUACUAAAUAACGCUUACUAGAUCGUCUCGGAGUACAAGUAAGAAAUGCCAGUGACCACAAAUACUUUUUUUAUUUAGUAGGCUCGGCGCAAACCGGCCACUGACCACAUCCAGUGGUUGUCGCGCGUCAACACAGUGUUGGAACCGCCUACAAAGUGAACAGUUUUGGUUUAAUUUGGGAUUUUGAAGUCGGUUAAUUUUUUUUUGUUUUUAGUGUGUCCUAGCAUUUAAUUUUCAUAAAUUUUCAUGAAAAUUAAAUGGGACCAAUCUGGAAGAAUACUCUUUCAAACAAAAAAAUGAUUUUUAAAAUUAAAAAAAUAAAACGUGCAGAAUUGAGAAUUUCCUCCUAUUUUGCAGUUGGUUAAAAAGUAUCAACAACAAUGUAAUGUCAACUGUUUGUCGUUGUCGCUGUCGCUAAAAGUCGUGCCGAUCAGAGAUUGCGUUUCUGACACCUGUCAAUGUCACCUUUUUAUAUUUGUUUACAUAAUUAAUUGUUAAUAAUUUUAGCCCUAAAUUAAAACUUUUAUUGUAAGUUUGCAUUAUUAUUAAAUUUUUAACCUUAUUAAGGUCAAUAAAAGUUACAUAGCCCAUUCGAUCACGACCUGUUAGAAACGUAAUCUCAGAGCGGUCGGACUUUAGCUAUAUGUGGUCGGUGGCUCGUUUGCGCCGUGCCUAAUUUAUCCAGAGUGGUGGGUGCUAAAGUGACGGUUGUGUGUGAUGAAACAUUUUAUUUUGUAAUGAAUAGUAUUUAACUCCAAGCGUGACUUAUGAAACGAAACCUGUUCGAUAUAGAUUUUGAUACAAUACGAAACUGGUACUUCUAUAACAUUUCAAAGGCGCUAUUAUUAUAAGCAAUUAGAAUUUGAACUAUAUCGAACCAGUUUCGUCUACAUGUGAAAAUAAUACUAAUAAAUUGUAGUUAUUGUUUUACAUAUCGUUUUGAAUUUUGAUAUAUUACUGUCUGUAAUUUCGUCAUCCUACAUUGAUUGUAAGGCUGCCUGUCCACCGGAGCGUAGCGGAGAAACGAACUAAUGCGGAGCGGAGUGCUUCGAACGGCUCUCUAAGCCGAGGUCCGAGUCUCAGAGGAGACGCCCUUAGAGAGUCGUUCCGCCCAUCUACUCUGCUUCUGCCUUCGGGCCACUUACACAAUCAGAGAAAAAAAGGAGCGCAGUUGCGUACUGUGUCUGUCCACCGGAGAGGAUCGAGACUAAAUUUUAAAUAAAUAAAUGUCAAAUUUAUUUAACCCCGCUUGAUUCUCUGCUUAGCGAUUAUAUAUGAAUAUUAAAACUACCUCGCAAGUCCGUCUACAUAGAGGGCGGAGAUUUUAUGCAAUCCUAUUGGUUAAUAUUUCUGCGUUUCUCGACUCCGCUGCCUCGGCUCCGCUUCGGUGGACUGGCAGCCUAACAGCGUACUAUUUUGAAUUUUGUAAACGAUUUUGAAGUUUGCAUUGUAGGUAAUUCUUAAAACAUAUCUACUAACUUGUUGAUAUUAUGUAGUAACAAUUAUGCACAUACAAACAAACGCACUUUGGCUCAAUGGUUAAUAAUUAAGUUGUGGGAUUGAUCCCCCAAAGGGCGAAAACGCUUAAACGUAGCAAUAUUUACUAGAGCAUUUGAAGUUAAGUAUGUUAAUAGUCAAUCUAUUCUGUGAAGACAGUUUUGCUUUGCAUGUGUUGGUAAGAUAUCAGACGAAGCGCGUUUUUGCAUAAACUGAAGGUAUGUUUCGUUACGCGGGCUACAGACUUUCCGUUUUAACUGUACAGUGUGCCAAGUGGGAGUUUUUCAAUAUUUUCAAACUGUUACUAUCACGUUCACGUAAACGCAAAUUUCUAAGGAAUUGAAACAGCGCCAUCUAGUGGCAGUACAGCACAACAGUUUCAAUUCCAUAUAAAUUCGCGUUUACGUCAACGCGAUAGUAACAGUAUGAAAAUAUUGAAAACUCCCACUAGGCACACUGUUCUCAGCUAAAACUGCUGGACUGUAGUCCGCAUACAGAAUGUUUUUUUAGUUUUCACACCAACGCACUGUCUACUGUCAAACUCUUAUUUGUACAACUUACUAGUACAUGCAAAGCUGAACAUACUUCCAAAAAUAGAUAAACUAUACUGUACGUUUUUUGUUUGUCGGGCAAAGUGCUAACCUCAAACGAUUCACGUUAUGAGGCGUGCUAUAUGUAUACUAUAGGCAAAUUUCACAACCGAGUCCUCCUCGUGGUUAACGGAUGUGGGGUAUGACGUCAGAGUAAGAGGAUAGUAAAAGAGGGGCUUCUUUAUUAGUUCUGUAGAUUAAUUAACAAGCGUAGACGAGGACUGUGGUGUGUUAUAAUGGUAUUCAUAAAUCUUAUAGGGAACCUCCCAGGGGAUCAUUCACCCGCUGAGUGUCAAAUUCUCAAAUAAAUAGUGGUUAAAUUCGACACUCAGCGGCUGAAUGAUACCCUGGGGGUGCCAGUACAACGUCUAUGAAUUCCACUGUUAGUCCAGGAUCCGGGGAACAUUUUUACUAUUGAUUAUAUCAAGCUAAUUUCCGUGAGUAGCUUCUUCUAUACCUUUCUUUUACAAAAAAUGUUAGGUUGUGGGAGAUGACAGAGGUAGCAGAGAAUAAAAAUUUCUGAGCGUCUCUGACCAGAAUAACAUGUGACGCAAAUUUUUGGACAAUGUAAUAAUUGUGUAUAAAGUACCAAUGUAACAUAAUUGAAAAGUAAAAAAUCUUCAAGUUAGUUUAAUGACCUUCUUCCUCCCAAAAUAUAUCGAUAAUGUAACUAACUAACUGUUCUGUUUUAUUGUUUAUACAUUUGAAUAGUAUAUUGCCCUACAAAUUGCAUGGUACUUUAUCCCGACCUUAGCUUAGUUUUUGCUUGCUACCCAUGUCAGCGACCACAAUUAUUGGGAAUCUUGGUAAAGGAAACGAAUAGGCGUCCCUUCAACAUCAUGUUAUGGGACGCCCAUCUGUUCCUACUCAUGGAAAAUUUGCUUGAUGGUAUAGAUCAACUGUAAGAAAAAGUUCCCGGAUCCUGGACUAUGCGGUUUGCCUAUAGUUUGCAUACCAGUAUGUUGGGAUAACUCGAAAAUGGCAUGCAAAUAUUUUAUAAAUGUAUAAACGACUGUGUUGCCAUUUUUUACUAUCCAAAUAAGACGAGUCUAGGAAAACCUGACUUAAUGCGUAUAUUAAAUUUUAGCAAUUUUAAGCUGGUUUACAUCAACAAUUUUGAAUUAAUUAUAACUAUUAAUUAAUUAGGAUUAUAGUUAGUACAAAUCUUUAGUCGUUGCAAUAAUAUUUUCAUGUUCCACAAUAAAAUGUAAGGUAUGGAAUGGUUGUAAGUUAAUGUUGGUUUUGUGGAUUUUUCAUACAAUCGUCUAUCUAGCUUAGGCGUCUUUUGAAGGUACUCCUCAAUUAAUCUCUUAGGCCUAUUUCGAACUACUUUAGAAUUUUAGUCGAAUACGAACAAUUUUUGGAUUUACCGCCCAAAAUUUGUUCGCACUUGACUAAAAUACUAAUGUAGUCUGUACGGCCUACUAUGCAUAGUUCGGACUACUUUAGUAUUUUAGUCGAGUAUGAACGGUUUUUGGAUUUACCCUUCUGUUUAUUAAAUUUAUAUUUAACCUUGAUAAUGAAGACCAAAAUAGUAAAUAGGUCAAUGGAUCUGCUUAACAACUACAUUUGUUAAAAAUAUGUCAAAUGAAUGAUAAAUAGAAAAACUGUCACUUUGACGAAGAUUGAUUUCAAUUGGCUGUCAAACAGAUUCGAUCAAGUUACAUAAUUGCCCCCCAGGUCGGUCAUCUGCUUUAUCUGACUAUUAUGACAACAAUUGAUUUGGUACCAUAUUCGAGUACGUCGUAUAGAUGCCUACGCUGGAGAAACGUGUGUGUGAAAUAUGAAGGUGAUUUUAAGGUUGUAGUGUGUUUCCAUACUUCAUACGUUAGAAAUAUUAAUAACUAAACAAUAGAAAUGGCGGGCACUGCAGAGUGCCUAGUGGGACUUUUCAAUGUUUUCAUACUGUGACGAUCGCGUAAACGUAAACGCGAAUUUAUAUGGAAUUGAAACAGUUGUGCAGUAGUGCCACUAGAUGGCGCGUUUACGUUUACGCGAUAGUCACAGUACCUAUGAAACUGCCACUAGGCAAUCUUGUCACUGUGCAUGUAGUAACUUUCGACAACAUUGCGUCUUGCGUUUGAUAACACCUAGAGUAUGUUGUUGUAUAAAAAGAAAUGUAAAUCAUACGGCACUUGACACUAUUGAGCCAGUUAUUUGUCGGCGACUACAUCUCAUAGUUUGGAGUGUAAAAUUUCUAUUGCGUUGUUAUUAAAAAUUCUGCUUCAUACCAAUGCAUAUGGUGCCAAUACAACAUUAAUUAUAAUGUUUAAUUCUUCCAAAUUUAUUUUACUCAACUGCCUAAAUACAAUAAAUACUUACCAUUUUUUAAGAUGCCUUAAAUUUUUUUAUUGAUAAAAAACAACUUACAGUUAAUAUUAAACGAGUAGCUAACUUAAGCGUAAGUCAUUAAAUUAUUUCUACUCUUGCUUUUAGGCUUAUUAAUAGAGUACUCCAGGAGCCGGAGGACAUUUUUACAAUUGGUUACUAUCAAGCUUUUCCGUGACUAGAUUCAUUUUAUUCGUUCACAAUUUUUCCUUUAUCAAAGUUCUCGAUUGUUAUAAUCAAAUCAAAUCAAUAAUCAUUUAUUUUAAUUAGGCUUAGUUUAUAAGCACUUUGAAACGUCAGGUUUAAAUUAGUCGAAAAGUUACGAGGGUUCCAAACCAGCCCACCAUAAACUCAACCAGGUUUCCCUUUUUUAGUUUAUCAUCAUUUACAAUAGGUAUAUAUUAGUAUAAAUAAGUAACCUGUCAUGUAAUGCAUUUCAUUUCCAAGCAAUUUUGUCUUUUGUGUUGCUAAACUUCCUUCAAAUUGUCGAUAAUGAGGUUAAAAAAUUUUUGGCUGUGUUUAUUUAAAAAAAAUAUUACUAAGCACCAUAUAUUUUUUUACUGGUGCCUAAUAAAGACACAUUGCCUUUAAUGUGUGUUACGUUGUCCCAGUCUUAAGCUCAGAAAUGGUAAUGCUAGAAUUUACAAUUAGUUGAACUUGACGUUUAAAAAAUUGCUCAUAAAGUAAACCUACUUGAAAACGAAUUUUGAAUAGUUACUGUCCCUGCUUUUGUAACUAAAAAAAAUUGGACGUGUCAUAAAUAUAAAGUUACUCACUGAAAAUUAGCUCGACAGGAAUCUAUUGUAAAAAUGUAGCCCCGAUCCUGGACUAGAGCAGAUUAUUUGAAAUUAAUGACUAGUGCAGUGGCAAGAUAAAAAUUGAUUGUGGGCAUGCCUUGCUAACAUUCAAUUUUUGAAUGAAUCAUUUAGCGAGGUCCUCUGGUACCUACCCCUGACAUUAAAACUUGAAUGAAGUUCUAAUGGUUCUAAAAGUGUUCAUUUACACGAGCGACAGCUGCUACCGACGACUGCAGUCGACUCUCGGCGGCGGUCGCCGACUGCUGUUGGCUGCCGCCGAGACGUCGCUGACUGUAGUCGGCGACCACCGUCGACUGCCGCCGAGACGUCGCUGACUGCCUCAGACCAAUUAUAUAAAUAUAUUAACCUAUAUCGCACAUGUCAUAGUCACGAACAAAAUUGUCUGUCAUUUUCCGAGGAAAACGAGCUUAGAUUUUGUAUGUAUCUUAUACUAAACUAGAAGUUUUUGCCCGUUUUUUACAUAAUUCAAUUACACAUAAAGGUAUUUUUGCGGAGGUCUUUAACCGACGAACACGAUUACAACUAUUUAACAUCGAUUCUAUAGAGACAGUUUUUAUAAUCGCAUUAGAUCGUUGAUCAUAUACUUUGACAGAAUAGUAACGUCUAGCGAGGCAGGUCCUAUACAAUAAUUGGUCUGAGCUGACUGCAGACAACUGAGGUCGUCGGUAGAGUUGCUCGUGUAAAUGAAUCCUAAGCCAUCGUUUUUAAACACUUUAAUAAGUGGCACUUAUAAAAUCAAUAAAAAAUAUCUCCCUAAAAUGCUAGUUAGUUUCUUUAGUUAUUUUGAUUCUUGUCUAUAACAAGGUAUUUUUUGUCUUUUAAAUAAUACAUAGGUAUUUUAUAUUAUAUUAUUAUUACUAUUAUUAUUAUUAUUCUGAAUAGGUACAAUGAAAUCAAACGAAUUUUUAUACAAAUAUUAAUUUCCGAUUUUGACAGUUUUCUUUUAGAUUUAAGUUACAAUAAUAUACCUAGUUUUUGUGUACCUUAGUUUAGUCAAUAUGUGUACUAUUAAUUUUAAUUUAAAAACAUUAUUCAAUGUAAAGCUGCCAAUGGAAAGUCAGCCAGAAAACUUUUGCCAUGUUAGUAUGUGUAGAUGAUUAGUGUUUAUUUUUUUUUAAAGUUAUUUGCGUAUUUUAUGAAACCUGUGUUAUUUAUUAAUUUUGUAUAAUAUGCUUAAUAUUGAGAAAUUAUUUGAAUUUAAAAUAAUAAACAGAGUUUGAUGAUAAUGCACAAUUGUUGGAAAUAGUAGAUCAUAUUAUUUAUAUAAAAUAGACCUUAUAUCUGUAAAAAUGGCACAAUCAUCUGUGCUAAUUGAAAUAAAUAAAAUUGGCAAAA